Anthostomella pinea is the source of this 816-nucleotide messenger RNA. Lineage: Eukaryota; Fungi; Ascomycota; Sordariomycetes; Xylariales; Xylariaceae. The record is from the annotation of a GenBank genome assembly.
AUGAUCCAGCAUCCAGACGCGGCCAGCGAGCGUCCCUACUUACCCACUCAGCAGACCGAGAUCAUAGACCACGACGGAGUAUCCAACUUCAUGUCAAAGCUUGUAUUGGGCGUCUGGACGUGGUCCCACGGUAUGGGCGAGGACAAGGACGAGGACGAGACAUCCUCGCGGAACACCUAUUAUGGCACAGGCCAAUACGCAUACCCAGGUUAUCCCUCCCAGGGGAUCGCGACCGGGCAGAGGAAUUAUCCCACGUAUACAGCACCGCCACCCCAGGCACCCCAAGCACUCCAGGCACCCCAGGCACCCCAGGCGCCGGAGCGCGUCAGUAUUAUGAUAAAGAAACUACGAUGCCUCGACUUCGACACACAACGGAACGUAGUCAAGACCUUGAUCAGCCCCGGAAUGGCCAAGGGAGCUACAGAGCCUCAUAUGACGUUUUGGUAUUCAUCGACCAGAUCGAGCCAGAAGGCUGGCCUCACGUUUGCCAAUGGCGCAACUGCGCAGGCUGUUCUAGACCACAUUCAGGGAACGAGACCUGAUUUGCCUGCGCAAUUCACGGAUGACGACAAUUUCAUGAAUCUGAGAUGUUUAAAAAUCCUUCUGCCCCUUGGAAUAAACGUUCUGUUGGCGCUACCUACAGAGGUGGCGUGCUACAGGAGCAUGACAGCACCACUCAUGGCAACACAUCCUAUAGCAAUGAGCCUUCCACAGAUUUUGGCAUCGCAACUCAUGAAGAAGCUGCUUAUGGCCAAGACGUUUAUGGCGAAACAGCUUAUGACGAAACAGCCCAAGGCAGCAGCGCGCCUCUCGUAG